UGUUGUCAAUGAGCAAAAUCAAACUUCGUGAAGAAACCAUUAAUUCAGCUGCAACAGGUUUGAAAGAGGUAGUUGUUUCUGACCCGACUUGGAAACCUCCACAACUUGAUCUAUUAUUCAGCUCUGCUUUUGAUAUUGAUGGACUGAAGUUGGAUGCCUUAUUAGAAGUGCUCAAAAUAAAACCCCAAUAUCUGCCAAGCCAAUUGAAGUUUGAGACGUUAAACAUGACUCUGGAUUCAUCUGCGCUGUGUCUUUUGUCAAUUCACAGCUUUGACGUUCAAUUCCAUAAUUUACUCUCCUGGAAGGCUAACAAGGUAUUUGUUGUCAAUAUGUCAUGUGGAGUUUCUUCCGAAGCGAUUGUCAGUUACACAGAUCUAGUUCAGAUACAAGCUUUCUGCGUAACAGAACAUAGUUGGGAGUUAACACAUAGAAAGGGCAGAGAUCCAGUCCCAAUAGUAUCUGGCAAGAAGGAAACGGAUAAAGUUCAAAUGGUAACUGACACAAAAGGAACAGGUCAAGUUCAAAUGAUAACUGACACAAAAGGAACAGGUCAAGUUCAAAUGGUAACUGACACAAAAGGAACAUGUCAAGUUCAACUGGUAACUGACACAAAAGGAACAGGUCAAGUUCAAAUGAUAACUGACACAAAAGGAACAUGUCAAGUGCAAAUGGUAACUGACACAAAAGGAACAGGUCAAGUUCAAAUGGUUACUGACACAAAAGGAACAGGUCAAGUUCAAAUGAUAACUGACUCAAAAGGAACAGGUCAAGUUCAAAUGGUAACUGAUACAAAAGGAACAUGUCAAAUUCAUAUGGUAAAUGACGAAAAAGGAACAGGUCAAAUUCAUAUGGUAAAUGACAAAAAAGAAAAAGAUCAAAAUCAAAUUGUAGCAGGCAAGACGAAAACUGAUCUAGUUCAUAUGGUUACAUACAAAAAGGAAACAGAUCCACUAGAAAUGUUAAGGGACAGAAAGGGAAAAUAUCAAAAUCAAAUGGUAAUGGACAAGAAGGAAACUGAUCCAGUUGACUCUGUAAUUAUAAUCAAGAAAAACUACCUGACUGGCAAAAGGACUGCAAGAAAGCGAAUGCCAAAGAAAUUACCAAAACCAAGUUUGAUUCUAUGGGAGUUCCAGAGUGACAUCUCUCGAAUAAUGACUCAACUAAGCAAAGAAACAGACUUAAGGCUUUAUUGGAGAACUAUUCUGAUGGAAUAUUGUCAGAGGACUCUAGAACAACAAAUAGCAAAAGAUGUGUCUCAGAGACUGUAUAUAGCGCACCCGGAACAGUUGCACCAAACUGUUGCUGUGUAUCCGAUAAGGUCAUUCCGUAAUAGAGUGAACACUGGAGAACCAAUAACUCGUGAGCAAGAAAUGCAGUUUGAAUGGCUGAGGUUCAUAACCUUCCACAAUUAUGAAGGUGGAGGUUAUGGCAUCGCACUUGCUAGAAAUGGUUUCUACCAUGAUCACGAUCAAGGUCCUAAUGCCACUCGAUGCUUUGCAUGUGAUGUUGUUUGUGAAGAAUGGACAUUGUCUGACAAUGUGGAACAGACCCAUAGGAGAUUAUCCCCUAACUGCCCACUUCUCCACAACAACAGUGGUGAGGGUACACAUAGAAAUAUCUCCAUAGCAGCUGACGAUGGACCCCAAAGAGCCACAAGCACUGCCAAUGUGAAUGUACAAGAUGCCUCGGCCACUGGUGUAUCCCACUCUCCCACUGCAACCAGUACCGCUCGACCGACCCCGCCCAGUUCCAUAUCUCAGCCAACUCUAUCUGGUUCCAUAUUCCCUCAUGGCCGUGGCCCUGCCAACUUCAAUCAUCCAGCAACACCCGAAACUAUUCCGCAGUUUGAAGCUGCAGCAGCUGCAGGUUCAAAUGCCUCACCUGCUUUUACCAGCCAGUUCUCUGUCCCUCCGCUCACCAGACGCCUUGAAAAUGGACAGUUAAAUGUGUCUGAAGAGGGCACUAUUCCUAUAGUGGCACAGCCAUUGCAUGAUCCAGAAAAUAGGGAAUACGAAGGUUUCGGCCCCACUGACUUGGACAGUCUUGAUAUAAGUAUUGAUGGACAACUUUUCCCUCCGGAUCACCCUCCAGACGAUAUGCUUAUACCGGUAAUCUCACUUGCUGCACAAAGAGUUGGCCGUUUGACAGUUGGGAAUACUGUACCCUUAGUUGGGAGAACUCUACCCUUAGAUGGGAGGAAUGUUCCCUUAGAUGCCUUACCGCCACCAGACUUACCACGUAUGUAGACUUUGCCCUAUCACUUACGCACGGCAUCCAUGUGGAAUUGUAGAACAGCAGUGAGCUUACCAAUGUCAACCAUGCGCUAUUUGCAACAUGUGCAUGUGUACAGUCUGCAACAACCCAUAGGGCUGAUAAGGGGAGAUGAUCGAUGGCAGAGGUGUUUACAACGGCUGUGUUAAAUAUUAAAAUAUAAACAUCUUUUAUCAUUAUUAAAACUCAAGAGGUACACAAAACGCCAUGUCCAGCCAGUAAAGAGGUAAAUAUGCCACAUCGUUUGAAGAAAACAGCUGGAAAGCAAGAGAAACCAAACGAAAAAUUGUGCAACUAGCAGUUUGUCUACAAGGGCUCACCCCACUCACCCCAAUGUGACCUUUUUGUGCACAGUAAAAAUAACACGUUAGUUCUCUGAAAUGAACAUUCAGCAUAAAUUGACACGCAUGUUUGAUAUGAUUUCUUUAAAUAAUAAACUUUAAUGUUUGAACCAAAACUUUGUCCUCUCCAGAGUAAUUCAUGAUGUUGCAGAGGCCCGUCUGAAGCUUCUAGAAUGUACAAGCAUUGACAUGGAAGCUGAAAACAAUAGAUAUUCAGCUACCAUUCGGAGUCUGAAAGACCCUCUUUGAAUCAUUCGCGAGUCGGUUAAGAAAAAACUUAGCAAGGACUGGGCUUGGCAUUGUCGAGGUUUGUCGGAUAGGGCGGCCUCAGGUAGUCGGCUCUCAAGGACUUUCACGUAGUAGAGCCAUCUUAGUACAUUCACUGACCAGCGCAACGUGAACACUAUAAGCUGUUAGGUGGCACUUCCUUUGGUAUCUCUUGCGACUGAACCCGCGAAAUAGGCGACGCUCGUAAACAACUGUGGCCUGAGUUCACGGCAGCGUGCAACAAAAACAGCGCUGGGAAUGUUAAACUGGUUUUCCUUGCUGCGCUGGUGAUCAAGAAGCAGAAAAGAACUUUUUCCCAGAUUGCCAGCGCACACUCUGCUGCUGCAGAAAGGCUAAUAUUACAGCUCAUGUAGAACAGUGGUUCCACAGGGUUCCCACAGACCUUGAAAAUCAAGGUUUACCUUGAAAAGU
This is a messenger RNA of Dreissena polymorpha, 3311 nucleotides long. RefSeq lists its product as uncharacterized. NCBI's taxonomy places the organism in Eukaryota, Metazoa, Mollusca, Bivalvia, Myida, Dreissenidae. The record is from RefSeq and is a predicted model, not a curated record. The coding region runs from base 9 to 2246 and encodes 745 amino acids. The transcript is spliced from 4 exons.